Myotis davidii is the source of this 3126-nucleotide messenger RNA. It is a transcript of the gene ZNF366, whose product is annotated as zinc finger protein 366. Gene Ontology annotation, molecular function: transcription corepressor activity; RNA polymerase II cis-regulatory region sequence-specific DNA binding; DNA-binding transcription factor activity. Gene Ontology annotation, biological process: regulation of transcription by RNA polymerase II. The record is from RefSeq and is a predicted model, not a curated record. NCBI's taxonomy places the organism in Eukaryota, Metazoa, Chordata, Mammalia, Chiroptera, Vespertilionidae.
AGUAUUGUUCCUGUUCUCUUUCUUAAGUCAUUCGAAACACUGUCCCUGCGAGUUCUUUAAGUUCCCUGCAGUCUGCACACGAGAAAAAGAGGGAGAGAGGGAGAGGCACAGAGAGAGCAGGGGACCAGGUAAAGCCCGGGGGCUGCUGCAGCCACUCAGACUCAGGAGCUGGCCUCACUUAAACCUCCUUCUCUGAUGGUGGCUGGUCGUAAGUGGGAGAAUGAGAUAACCAGACGAGCACCACCACCCUCAAUGGCAGCAUUUAUGGAGGAGUCACUAUCACGUUUGGGGCCUGCCGAGAGCUCUACAGACAUCCUUCCACUUAAUCCUCCCGUUCUAAGAAAAACAUUGCCAAGGAUGCAGAAGGAAAUGAAGAUGAUCAAAGAUGAGGAUGCGCAUUUCAACCUGGGUGUGAAGAGGCCCCCCUCUUUCCCCCACUGCCUGCAGCCAGUGGUUUCCCGGGGCAAAGCUCCCCAAAGACACCCCUUCCCAGAAGCUCUCAGGGGGCCUUUCUCCCAGUUCCGGUACGAACCUCCUCCCGGAGACCUGGAUGGCUUCCCGGGGGUCUUUGAAGGAGGAGGGUCCCGGAAACGCAAGAGCGUGCCCACCAAGAUGCCCUACACCCACCCCUCUGAGGAAGCCGCCCUGGGCCUCCACUCCGAGGAGAGCAAACUCCAUGGCCACCCGAACUUCCCUCUGCUGUUCCCGCAGCCCCCGCGCCCCAAAUACGACUCGCAGAUGAUCGACCUGUGCAACGUGGGCUUCCAGUUCUACCGCAGCCUGGAGCCCCUGGGCGGCAAGCGCGUCAAGCAGGAGCCGGUGAAUCACUACCCCAAGGUGCCCCCGGGCCUCCUGUUCCCCUUCUUCGUGCCCACAGCCUCCCCGUUCCCCUUCAGCCGGCACGCCUUCCUGCCCAAGCAGCCCCCCGACCCGCUGCUGCCCCGCAAGGCGGAGCCCCCGGAGGGCGAGGAGGCCAAGCAGAAGGUGGAGCGGAUGGACGUGAACGUGCAGAUCGACGACAGCUACUACGUGGACGUGGGCGGGGCGCAGAAGCGCUGGCAGUGCCCCACCUGCGAGAAGUCCUACACGUCCAAGUACAACCUGGUCACGCACAUCCUGGGCCACAGCGGGAUCAAGCCGCACGCGUGCACCCGCUGCGGGAAGCUCUUCAAGCAGCUCAGCCACCUGCACACGCACAUGCUCACGCACCAGGGCACGCGGCCCCACAAGUGCCAGGUGUGCCACAAGGCCUUCACCCAGACCAGCCACCUGAAGCGCCACAUGAUGCAGCACAGCGAGGUGAAGCCGCACAACUGCCGCGUGUGCGGCCGGGGCUUCGCCUACCCCAGCGAGCUCAAGGCCCACGAGGCCAAGCACGCCAACGGGCGCGAGAACAUCUGCGUGGAGUGCGGCCUCGACUUCCCCACCCUGGCGCAGCUGAAGCGGCACCUCACCACGCACCGCGGGCCCAUCCAGUACAACUGCUCCGAGUGCGACAAGACCUUCCAGUACCCGAGCCAGCUGCAGAACCACAUGAUGAAGCACAAGGACAUCCGGCCCUACAUCUGCUCCGAGUGCGGCAUGGAGUUCGUGCAGCCCCACCACCUGAAGCAGCACUCGCUCACCCACAAGGGUGUGAAGGAGCACAAGUGUGGGAUUUGCGGGCGGGAGUUCACUCUGUUGGCCAACAUGAAGAGACACGUGCUGAUCCACACCAACAUCCGCGCCUACCAGUGUCACCUCUGUUACAAGAGUUUUGUGCAGAAACAGACCCUCAAGGCACACAUGAUCGUCCACUCUGACGUGAAGCCUUUCAAAUGCAAGCUAUGCGGGAAGGAGUUCAACCGGAUGCACAACCUGAUGGGCCACAUGCACCUGCACUCUGACAGCAAACCCUUCAAGUGCCUCUACUGCCCCAGCAAAUUCACCCUGAAGGGGAACCUGACUCGCCACAUGAAAGUCAAACACGGUGUCAUGGAGCGGGGCCUCCAUUCUCAAGGUUUUGGAAGGGGGAGACUCGCCCUGGCGCAGGCGGGGGUCCUGAGGAGUCUGGAGCAGGAGGAGCCCUUCGACCUGUCCCAGAAGCGCCGGGCCUUCCAGUCUGACGGGGAGAGCGCCAGGGGCAGCUCCUGCCACGAAGAGGAGGAUGAGGACCACUGCUGCGAGGUGGAGCGGGACAGCCCAGGUCCGGCCUCGCGGAGCAGGCAGCGCUGCGUGCCCCAGGAUCUCUCCACCAAGCCGGAGACGGCCCCCCGGGCGCCCCAGGAAGCCUGCGAGGAAGAGGAGGAGGAGGAGGAGGAGGAGGAGGCGGCCGUGCAGAAGGAAGGACGCCAGGAGAAGAGCAAGGACAGCCAUGGGGCAGAGGGCGGCCAGGAGAGAGAUGGCGCCCGCAGAGAGGAGUGUCCCAGCCUCAGGGCGCUGCAGAGCGCACGGCGGGGGGCCUCCUUUUCUGAUUACUUGUAUUUCAAGCACAGAGAUGAGACUUUAAAAGAAUUACUGGAGAGGAAAAUGGAAAAACAAGCAGUGCUUUUAGGUAUCUAAGUGGAGAGUUUUAGAAUUACACUUGGAAAUGAGACGCAGGCAGUUCAAAUAUAGCUUUCUGCACGAGCUGUCAUUCGCUGGCGACUGGCGACUGGCUCGCAUCUUCACAGAUGGCUCAGACUCCGUGAGCAGGGGCGUCCUCAGCCAGGGAAAUGCUUCCCGGGUCAUUCCGGGCCCUUGAUUUUUAACGUCUCUCCGGUGUUAUUUCUGCCUCUCCAAUGCGAGACGCUGUGCACAUUCUUCUAGGCAUCUGAUUGUAGGCCGAUGCUGAGGUGCUUAUAGAAAUCCUACUUUUCUUUGACUACUAUACAAGGUAAAUUUCUUUCAAGUGGCAAAACUAUGGUGCUUGACAUGAUUCCUAAUUAAUGACUGUUUAGUUGAAUGUGUGAAAGUUACAAUAUUUUUUCAGAUAGAUGAAAAUAUGAGUAGUUGUAUAUAUAAAAGUUGCCUUUAUUAAAAAACAAACAAACGAACAAAAAAACACAAAAAUACCAGGAAUGACACAGGAGUUAUUGAAAAGGAGUGUUCUCAUAUAGUCAUUGCAGAAAUAAGACAAAGUUUCAAGAGAAAAUGAAUAAUUUUGAC